Messenger RNA from Felis catus (domestic cat), 2254 nucleotides. RefSeq names its product glutaminyl-peptide cyclotransferase like (gene QPCTL). The transcript is spliced from 7 exons. Lineage: Eukaryota; Metazoa; Chordata; Mammalia; Carnivora; Felidae. Gene Ontology annotation, molecular function: zinc ion binding; glutaminyl-peptide cyclotransferase activity. The record is from RefSeq and is a predicted model, not a curated record. Bases 221 to 1666 code for a protein of 481 amino acids.
CACAGGCUGAAGGAGGGAAAGGACACGCCAUUCCAAAUGCCCGCCGGCCCUGCCUCCGGGGGCGCGGCCUCCGCGAAGCCAAUCGGCUCCUCGCUUCAGGGAUGGACACCGCCCCUUUUCCAUUAGGGACGGUCCUUUUCGGGUCUAUUGAGCUUUCCGACUCCGAGUAACCAAUCCUUUGCCUUCAUACACGAGGGGCGUGGACCUGCGCCUAGGUCGAAUGUUUUCCAUGAUCAAACAUUUCUCAUUGGUUUCCCUUCUUCCGCUGAGGUGGAGCCUAUGCCUUUCGCGCUCCCUUUUGGGUUGUGCAACCCUCAGGGGACCAACCCCCAAAGCCCUAGGGAGACAGGAAGGCGUGCUCUCAGAACGAGAGUCCGCAUUGGCUUCACCCGUAGAGAAAGGGUGGGAUGGUGUAGUCGCUCUUCUUGUUCAUUGGUCCGGUGAUUCCAUGGGGUGGGAUUUGGCUGGGCCUAAACUAUCCGCGGUCCCGGACCGGUUUCAGGGCGAAGCUGCCAUGCCUUCCGGGGGCCGCGGGCGGCCCCGGCUACGGCUGGGGGAACGUGGCCUCUUGGAGCCACCCUCACCGCCCAAGCGCCGCCUGCUACCGCGGGCGCACUUCUUGCCUCUGCUUCUGCUGUCCCUGGCCGUGGCCUCGGCGUUCUACACCAUCUGGAGCGGCUGGCACCGCCAGACUGAGGAGCUGCCGCGGGGCCGGGAGCUGCGGGGCCGGUUGAUCGGAAGCCUCCCUGAAGCCCGGCUGCGGAGGGUGGUGGGGCAACUGGACCCACACCGUCUCUGGAACACUUACCUGCGCCCCCUGCUGGUUGUGCGGACCCCGGGCAGCCCCGGCAAUCUCCAAGUCAGAAAGUUCCUGGAGACUACCCUACGGACCCUGACGGCAGGCUGGCAUGUGGAACUGGACCCCUUCACGGCCUCGACACCCCUGGGGCCACUGGACUUUGGCAACGUGGUGGCCACGCUGGACCCAGGGGCUGCCCGUCACCUCACCCUUGCCUGCCAUUACGACUCCAAGCUCUUCCCAUCUGGGUCGGCUCCCUUUGUGGGGGCCACGGAUUCGGCCGUGCCUUGCGCCCUGCUGCUGGAGCUGGCCCAGGCCCUGGACAGGGAGUUGAGUAGAGCCAAGGAGCAGGAAGCCCCGGUGACUCUGCAGCUGCUCUUUUUGGAUGGCGAGGAGGCACUGAAGGAGUGGGGACCCAAGGACUCCCUUUAUGGCUCCCGGCACCUGGCCCAGCUCAUGGAGUCUGCACCCCACAGCCCAGGCCCCACCAGGAUCCAGGCUAUCGAGCUCUUUGUGCUUCUUGAUCUCCUGGGCGCCCCCAAUCCAAACUUCUACAGUCACUUUCCUCACACGGCCCGCUGGUUCCAUCGGCUGAGGAGCAUAGAGAAGCGUCUGCACCGCUUGAACCUGCUGCAGUCUCAUCCCCAGGAGGUGAUGUACUUCCAGCCCGGGGAGCCCCCUGGCUCUGUGGAAGAUGACCACAUCCCCUUCCUCCGCAGAGGGGUCCCAGUACUCCACCUCAUCUCCAUGCCCUUCCCCUCUGUCUGGCACACGCCUGGCGACUCGGAGGCCAACCUGCACCCCCCCACGGUGCACAACCUGAGCCGCAUCCUCGCCGUGUUCCUGGCUGAGUAUCUGGGGCUCUAGCCCCCCCUUGGCGGACUCUGAAGGAGAAGGGUCCAGCUGGGACGUCCCAAGGGCACCCGGAGCCAACAGAGCUCAAGCCAGGCUGCCUGAUCCUUUCUUCCGCUCUAUUUAUGCCAGGAUCGGAAGAUCCUCUUUCCUUUGAUGGUCUCAAGCUGUCACUCUUCAAAGACACGGAAGGGACGAGGCCACUGUGGGGGCGAGAGCCAAAGGCAUGAGAGCUCGGACCCUGUCCUGAAGCACUUGGUUUGAAGGUUCACAGGCACCACAUGCUGUUUGGUUGGAGUCAGCAGACCUUGGCCAGGCAUCUGGACCAGCAGCACCACCCCACCAAAUGAAUCCUCCGUGGCUUAUGUUCUUACGAUGUCAGUGGAUUGCCAUGGGGGGUCGACAGGGGACGUGCUUGUAAACAGGAACAGAGGAGACAGAAGCCGAUAUUUGGGGACUGGAGUCUGCCAGACCCAAGGGCAAUAAACCAGUGUUUCUGGGGAACGUAUUCUGCAGAAUUAGCAUGACUAGGUGUUGCAUGAGAAAGGGGGAUCAGAGACGCGGGAUGAGACAUUAAAGGAGUUUCUUCAUUGCACAACGUGA